AGGAAAAAUACACAGUCAGUGCGAAGGGAAAAGAAAACGUAGAAGAAGCGUACGUUCCCUGCUGCCUUGGUGGUGUUCGUAUCCGUGUACGAUUUCGUUCCGAUUAUCGGUGAGAUUUGCAGCGAAUUUACGAAACAAUCUCCGUCGCCGUUCCGACCCCGUUCGCGUUCACCGCCCACCGUCGCGGGGACACUGGACGGGUGUUUGCGUGGGUCCGUUGUUUUGGCACGGAUUUGCCACGCUUCCCCUGCGUGCGCUUCGGGCUGAAGGGCCGCCCCACACUGUCGAGAGCGAGAGAAGGAGGGCCUUGGAACGUACGAGCACGACGACGACGACGACAAUACGGGAAGAAGUAGGUUUGCCUCGAGUCCCGCAGCCGUACGCGACGGACCAGUGUGGCCAGUCUCCUUCCGGAAAGUGCCUCCUCACUGUCUACGUGUAGUGCCCCCGACUGGUGGUCCGUGUGAAUGUCGUCUGGCAGCAGCAACGUACGGUGGUAGUGUCUGUGUUUCGUCGGUUUGAGCACUACCGUGGUUGCAGCAGCAGCAGCACCCUCGUCGGUUGGCACACUUUGUUUCCGCUGUACCCGAACCGCCGAGUGACGCCUGUCCUGCCCCCGACGCGCAGCCAACAUGUUUAACAAUUACGGUAACACGAUGGCCUCGGACCCGUUCCGGAAGGUGGAACAGUACUCGCCCAAAUCGUCGCCCCGUGCUGGAGGGGCCGGGGGCCGAUCGCCCGUCGUCGCCCGCCAGGACUCCUCCGGCACGCUCAAAACGACGAUCCAGCUAGGCAAAAACCCCUCGAUACUGCACAGUGGACCGUUUUACUUAAUGAAGGAACCGCCAGGGGAAGGCGAACUAACAGGAGCCACGAAUCUGAUGGCCCACUAUGGCUUAGAGCACUCGUAUAGUAAAUUUAGUGGUAAAAAGGUUAAGGAACAGCUAUCAUCAUUUCUCCCGAACUUACCUGGCGUCAUCGACGGACCGGGACACCUCGAUAACAGUUCCCUGCGAAGUGUGAUCGAAAAACCACCGAUCGUGGGCAAAGAACUGCUUCCACUCACCAGUGUACAGCUUGCCGGAUUCCGUCUGCAUCCUGGACCGCUUCCGGAGCAGUACAAACACUUAAAAACCGCACCAACUAGAAAGCAUAAGAAUAAGCAUAAGAAACACAAACACAAGGAUGGCGUGGCGCCACCGGAACAGUCCGCGCUCGAGGCGGCCGGGCUGGACACGCACGAGAAGAAGCACAAAAAGCAGAAAAGGCACGAGGACGACAAGGAGCGCAAGAAGCGGAAAAAGGAGAAAAAGCGCAAAAAACAGCGCCACAGUCCGGAGCAUCCGGCGGGUGGUGGGGGUGGUACCGCCUCGGUACCACCGCAAACGCAAGUCUAUUAAGGAGAAGGUGGAUAUGGAUGGAGGGCUGGUCGUUAUUGGAGCUAGGGAGAGAGAGGGGGGCGGCUUUCUGUACCACCAGUACCACCACCGUGUCACCGUGGCAGCAAAAACAAAAACACAUACCGUUCAUUCAUACAUAGAUACACACACACCGGGGAGGAGGCGAAACGAACCAAAUCACUGUGGAGAUAAAGAAGCGAAACCUUUAUCAAGAAACCACCGCGGAACACACCACCAUCCCUUUUCCUCGGCUCGUGCUGCUAAACCGGCACAUGAUGGUUGUACAUCGAUGUGGCGUGUAUCGGUAUUAAACACCCACUUUGUUGUCCGCGCGUGUGUCUGCAGAGCGGGUGCGUUUUAAGCCGGGGAGAGAGAGAGAGUAAGUGGGAACACGACUUCCAAAACAGGAAUCUAGGGUUAAUCUAGGUCAGGAACGUCGCGUCGCGGGAGAAAGCGCGCAUUAAUGUUGGUUUCCGCCCGGUGGCAAAUGGUUUCCCCUCGGUGUGGAUUAUUUUACCAACAAAAAAACACAACAAAUUGCCUUCCUUCUCCACCCCAGCACAGCGUGUAAAGUGACACAGAAAAAGAAAGCGAUGAGCCGUAUGGCUUACACACACAGAACCAUAUUGACACAUCUAAAGGGCGGGAUCGAUCGAAGCAAGUUUUGGGGGAUGAUCCCGCGGAAUCGCUCCUCACACACAAGCAGACACAGAUCCUUCGAUUAAGCCUACCUAACAUUAGUGCCACUGGAUGGAGAGCGAUAGAGCGAAAGAGAGAGAAUGUUGUAUAUCAGAGGACGAAGAAAGCAGCGGACACUCACUGUAAGAUGCAUCGAAACUGUUGAAUCUUUUGUGGUGAAAAAGCGAAGCAAAGAUAGGAAAACAUUAACCCGUA
Anopheles gambiae (African malaria mosquito) is the source of this 2294-nucleotide messenger RNA. RefSeq names its product mediator of RNA polymerase II transcription subunit 19 (gene MED19). The coding region runs from base 633 to 1400 and encodes 255 amino acids. Gene Ontology annotation, cellular component: mediator complex. Lineage: Eukaryota; Metazoa; Arthropoda; Insecta; Diptera; Culicidae. Gene Ontology annotation, molecular function: transcription coregulator activity; transcription factor binding. The record is from RefSeq and is a predicted model, not a curated record. Gene Ontology annotation, biological process: positive regulation of transcription by RNA polymerase II. The transcript has 4 exons.